Mytilus californianus (California mussel) is the source of this 5111-nucleotide messenger RNA. RefSeq lists its product as uncharacterized. Gene Ontology annotation, molecular function: protein binding. NCBI's taxonomy places the organism in Eukaryota, Metazoa, Mollusca, Bivalvia, Mytilida, Mytilidae. The transcript is spliced from 4 exons. The record is from RefSeq and is a predicted model, not a curated record. The coding region runs from base 3 to 4487 and encodes 1494 amino acids.
GAAUGGAUCAAUCCCAGCAGAAUUAUUUACGGAUUGUGGCAGUUGUUUACGGACCAGGUGUAAAUGCAGUUCGUUCUUACUUCGACAGAUGCUUUCCACCUAAUUUGCUAAACAUUCAGCUUUCAAACGUGUUAAGAAAAGGACUUGAAGCUCUGAAACAAAAGAAAGUUCUGAGUAACGCUCAGUGGAAUAUCUUAUUUCCAGCAAAUGGCAGUGCUUGUUCAGCUACGUUUGAUCUUGCGCUAAUGACGCUUUUGCUACGACAUUUUCAUAUCAAGAAGGAACCCAAGGAUGGAUACGACAGGCUUCCAGGGGAAGAAGAUCAAACGCCUGCUGCUGAUUUGGCUAGGAUAAAGUGUUAUAGAAAUGCCAUAGCGCAUUCAAAGGAUGGAACAAUUGAUGAUGAAAGUUUUAAAGAUGUGUGGAAACAGUUAUACGAUGUAGUAGACAGAUUAGGCAGUGCUGUUUUAAAACAACAAUGCGAAUUAUUAGGAAUGGCAGAUUUGAACAUGGCAUAUAAGUCUCAAUGUGAAGAACUUUCUAGAAAUAUUACAACAUUGAAAGAACAUGUAGCAGCGCUUGAUUCUCAGCAAGACCAACUGGCUGGUGAUUCGAUGCAACAAAAAACAAUUUCAAAAGAAAAUAAGAACAUGAUUAAAGAAAUCAUAGACGAUAUUAAAAUGCAGGAACAGGCGACCCGUAUUCUGGAGGAACGUAUGAAAAUUCAACUGGACGACAUUUCAAAACGCCUUAAUUCAAAGCAAAGUACUAUUCCUCGUAAUGUGGAAGCAAAAAUAGUGCGCCAGAUAAAAACUUGGAUAGAAGACGAACAGAGUUAUGUUAUUAUUGAAGCUGCAGUUGAUGCAUUUGAUCUUCUUAAGACGCAUUCUUCCUUAACAGUUGCAGGAAACGCAGGUAGCGGAAAAACUGCUUUCAUAAGACAUUUAGCACUACGUUUUAUGUCACAAGGCUAUGAAAUAGUUCCAGUUAUAGAGCCAAAAACAAUUGUAGACUACUAUGACGAAACCAUAAAGCAAGUUUUUAUUCUGGAUGAUGCAUGUGGGGUGCAUACAAUAGAUGGGAGGAAACGCAUGUCUUGGUUGGAUUAUGGUCAGAUAAUCCAAACUUGUUUGUUGCAAUCUGGCUCUCUGCUGUUAGUUUCAGUAAGGCUUUCUAUACUCAACAGCGAACUUUUUGAGGAUCUGAAAGUUUUGUCACAAAACGUGAUUAAUUUAAAAGAUAAAAAGUACGCACUGUCCUAUAUAAACAGACAAGACAUCUUUCAAUCAUAUUUCAAGAGGGAUCAUAAAAAACUCGGUAUAACUGACAAAUCUUUACUAAUGCACGAUUCAUUUCCUUUGCUAUGUCGAUUGUCUUGUCGUUCAUUUCUAACAGUGGCAGACAACAAAGUCACUUUGCUCACAAAAUCAUACAACGACAUUAAAGAUUUAGAUUUUUUUUUUCAAACUCCUAUUCAAGUAAUUGAGAGCGAAGUGAAAGCCAUGAGAAUUGAUUCACCAAUUAGUUAUUGUCUUCUAGUACUUUGCUUACUUUUUAACGGUAAAUUGCCAAAGCUGGAUCUUUCCUUCUCAAACAGACAUAAAAAUCUAUUUGAAGAUUGUUAUAGUGUAUGUGGAUUGAAUAAAGGGACUCCCAUCAAAGAUCUCACUGAUAUAGCUAAAAAUUUGACAGAUGUAUAUCUAAAAGAAGUUGAUGGUACACUUGUAUUCAUACAUGACAUUAUCAUGGAUAUUGUGUCAGUUUGCUUUGGGGAGCAAUCCCCAGAUAUCAUUCUCAAAUAUGCUGACAUAGAGGUCAUAAUUAACAGAGUGCUAUUGAAAAAUAUAAAUACUGAAACAACUGGGUAUAAAGUUUUAAUCCCAGAAUAUUAUCACGUCGAUUUUUUUCAUAGACUUUAUAAAGAAAUUGGAAAAGGAAAUGCUUGGCAGAUUUUCAAUCACUGCCAGUUAGAAAUUCAAUGGGUUCAAAAAUCAUUGACAAACUAUUUUGAAACAAAAAGUGAUGAUGAAUUGCGGUAUAUAUUUUUUCAAGUUGAAGACAAACAAAGGGACCAUUAUCAGAAACUCAAUUUGAAACUUAUGGACAUGUGGGCCCAAGCGCUAGAUACAAAACCGGUUAAAUUAGAAUGUCAUACAUUACUUGAAUUGAUUGUAAACAAUGCAUUCCAUUGGCUCCUUGGAAAAGGUCUUUUUAGAAUAAUAACGUUGUUAGAGAGAAGGGUAUGUGGCGAAGUAUACAAGGAAUUGAAAGCUGACAGCUUGUGCACAUUUAUCGCUAUUUUAGGAGGAAACCUUAAAAUCUAUUCUUGGAUAUUGAAUAUUAAAGAUGUUGGUAAACUAUGGCAAAAUUUGAAGAAUAUAAUGUUCAGAAAUAAACAGUUAAAGGGCGAUUUUCAAUGGGCAUUGAUGACAGGUCAAACAGAUAUCGUGGGGUAUCUUAUUAGCAAAGAAUUAUGUCCAACCUGCAUUAACGAAUCGAUAACACCUUAUGACAUGCUUAAAAUAAUCGCAAAACUAUUCAGAUUUUCGGUUUAUAAAGUAAGAAUAAUAUUGUUCUUGAGUAAACUGGUGGUAAAACUAUCAAAACUAAUUCGGAAAUACGGACGGAUUAACUAUAAUCUUGAAAAUUUACUGUUUUACUCAGAAUUAGCAUGCACUUUGUUCUAUACUGAAGACGAAAGUUUUAAUCAUUUGAUAUUGAAGAAGUUUAAAUCUGAGAUCGAACCGAUAGUCGUAAAACUAUAUAAGCACAGAGUAGAGUUUCGGUGUUCUCGGUUUCCACUACCAGGAAAUAUUUUUGAUGAUGUGUUUGGUCGUUUGGAAGCCGAAAGAACAUACCUAGCAUUAGCGGCAAUACAUGGACAUGAAUCUGUUACAAACUUGUUAUUACUUAAAGGUGCAAAUCCAAAUAAAAUAAUUCUCCCAUCGAACAAUGUUGCAAAACUAUGCACAACAUUGCCAAUAGUUCACGCAGCAAUGUAUGGAAAAUUAGAAAUUGUAAAAAAUUUGCUUCAGUAUGGUGCUCAAAUUGAAUCAACAGGUCCUAAAGGUUGUACAUUACUAAUGCUAGCAUCUAGUUAUGGGCAUUAUAACGUAGCACAAUUCUUAUUAGAUAAACACAUUGCAAUAGAUGUUAAAAACAGUUGUCAUAACACUGCGUUGUUGUAUGCAUCGAAAAAAGGACACGCAAGUAUUGUACAACUGCUUUUGGAACAUGGAGCUAUCGUAAAUACUGUAUGUCAUAGAUCAUCAACACCAUUGAUUGAAGCUGCAAGUGGUGGCUACUUUGAAACUACCGAGAAGUUACUGCAUUACAACGCAUCUGUUAAUGCUUGCGAUAACAAAGCAAUGAACGCAUUAAUAAAAGCAUCCAUGAAUGGACAUUUUGAAAUUGUAAAACUACUUGUAACUUACCAAGCCGUUGUAAAUCUUCAAACAGACGACAACGAAACAGCGUUGACACUUGCUGCUAAAAAUGGUCAUUUGAACGUUGUGUCUUUUCUCAUGAGUUAUUCAUACCAGUGUGUAAAUGAUCAUUAUACAUCCAAGGAGGGGAAAGUAUCCGCUUUUGAAAAUGAAAACCGUGUCAAUUUUUCGCAGUUGCCGUUUUUUAUGUCACAUCUGUUUCAAAUUACCAAUGAAAGUAAUGAAGUUAAUCUAGCAUUCUUAAAUGCUUAUCGAAAUAAACACAUGAGUGUCUUGAAAUUACUUAUUGAAAAUGGUGCUGAUGUACAAAUGAAAUAUAGUGAAUCGUUGACAUUAUUAAAUGAAGCAGCGUCCAAAGGGGAAUAUGAAAUCGUCAAUUUACUUCUAGUAAAUGGAGCAUCAGUACAAAAAAGAGGAAAUUUUGGAGUUUCACCUCUGUUGUCAGCUUCGUCUGAAGACCACACUGACAUCAUCAAACUUCUGUUAAAACAUGGCUCCGAUAAAAACUCAAAAACAGAUAUGCUUCCCAUUUCCCUUACACUUUUAGAGGCCAUCUAUUGGAUUCAAGACAAUUGCAAUAAAUCUAAUUUCCAAAAUCUAACUGCAUUUAAUGAUCACAGUGCUACUGCAUUGAUCUAUGCAGCACGAAAUGAAACUUCCGAAUCAUUAGAGGUAUUAUUACAAGAUAAAAAUAUUAACAUCAAUUCUCAGACAUUCAUGGGAAGAACUGCUUUAAUGGUUGCUUGUGGUAAACAGAGCGAGGAUAUUGUAGAUUUACUACUAAAAAACAAGGCAGACGUGAACAUUGUGUCUAAAUUAGGAGCAACUAGUCUUGAUAUUGCUUCAGUUCAAAAUUGGGGAAAUGAAAAUAUAAUUAAUUCUUUGUUAAGAAAUGGAGCUCUUCAUUCUCGAGACUUGAAUUCAUUUUCAAAAAGUCAUGUGCAUGCUGUAUAUUCACGUAACGACCUGGACGAACUAUGGUUAUUUAUACGAAUCAUUGUUUUACUUUUCCUGACAAAGUAUAUACCCGUAUGCCAGUAGGCAAAAUAAUUGGGAAACACACAUUUAUAUGAAUUAACACCUUUUGAACGUGUUUUGAACAAAUAUUUACCGCCAGAUAUACUAGAAAUAGAUAUAUCAAUGAUUGAGGUUUGACAUGUACCACUGGAUAAAAAAAACAUAAGAACAGGCUGAUGACAAAUGUUAUGAGACCAUUCUAGGGGUUGUAUUUUAAGAGCACAAACAUGUUUUGGCAGUGUCUCCGUAAAUGACAUAUUUUGUGGACAUUAAAUGUUAAACAAUCUAAAUUUCAUAAAAAUACGUAUUGGGUAAAAAGCAUAAACACUCUUUCCACAUCACCUAACGCUCUCAAAAAGAGUGGUUUAAUUCAAAAUUAUAAAUGUAUACAGAGCUUAAUGGACAAAUGACUAUAUUAGUAAAAUAGAUAUUCAUGAUAUUUAUAAUUGCAGUUUGAUUAAAAUAAAAUUUGCUGGUUUCAAGAGGAAAUCUGCAAUUCAGUUAUGUUUAGGAGUAACAAAUAAUCAUUUUUUUUUCCUUUAAAAAAUGAUCAAUCAAAAGUUCAAUUUUCUAAAUGAAUUUACUGAUAUUGUAUUAAAGCAAAUAAUAUCACUUCUAUCGCUCAUCGCGUAUUUUGGGGGUGGGGGA